GGCUGCGCUAAGGGCCCGCCGGCAUGAGGAGGUCUGUCGAAGAUGCACUGGUCACCAGAGCAUGCCCAGUCCCUGAACCAGUGGCCGGAGCAGCACCUGGACGUCUCCUCCACGACCUCCUCGCCGGCCCACAAGACCGAGCUGUACCCCAGCGCCCGCCAGCGCUUCAACUACGCCUGGGCCAACGACGACAUUUCGGCGCUGACGGCCUCCAACCUGCUCAAGAGGUACGCCGAGAAGUACUCGGGGGUGCUGGACGCGCCCUACGAGCGCCCGGCCCUCGGCGCCUACGGGGAUGGCGCCUUCGGCCCCGUUAACGGGCAGAAGGGCGACGGGGAGCCCUGGCCGGGGGCGCACGGCUCCGAUGGCACCUACCCGCUGACGCCCAUCCACGAUGGCCUGGCCGGUGCCAAGGGCGUGGUGCCACCCGCCGUCCCUGCCGGCAGCGGGGCCAUCGGGCUGGGGGGCUCCCCGGUGGUGUCGGCGAACCUCAGCGACCCCGUGUACCCCGGGAACUCCUGCGGGGCGGCUGCUGCGGGCUCCGGGGCGCUCGGGGCGUCCCAGGAGUACCCCUCGGGCUAUGGGGGCGCCUACUUGCCCUCUGGCUACUGCGCCCAGCCAGCGGCGGCGCUGCCCCCGCCGCACCCUCCCGGCCUCCACAGCUCAGGGCUCCUGCAGCCUCCGCACCCCUCGCCCGCCCUGGUGCCCGGCUACGGCUCCUCGGGCCCCAUGUACAACUAUGCCAGCAGCAGCUACCCGCCCCAGCCGGGCUACGGGGGCAUCCACCCGCCCCACCCCUCCGCCUCCUACCUGCCCUCGGGCAUCGCCGCGCCCACCCCCAUCCCGGCCCCGCCGCCCUCCGCCCGCCCGCCGGGGGUCCCUGCCUAUGGCUACCAGGGCGCUGGGCUGGGCGCCCUGGCCGUGCCGCCCCUGGGCACCGAGGCGGCGGGCACGCUGAAGAGGAAGGCGUUCGACAUCGGCGGGGAGGACGACGGCGAGGGCAGGUACAGGAAAUACAGCUACGAGCAGCCAAAGUCCCCCUACCCCCUGUCGGACAACGGCGAGUGCCGGGGCAACGGCUUCAGCAGCAGCGGCGAGUCCCCCCAGGUGCCCUUCAAGCCCGGGAAGCGGCCGGCGGGAGCCGGGAGCGCCGAAGAACACAAGUACGGCGGGCAGCAGAUGAAGGGGAUGGUGUCACCAUCCUACGGUGCCAGGGACACUCCCCUGCGGCCGGCAGAGCCCUUCGAGAAGUUCAGCCCGCCCCUCGCCAACGGGGAGCGGGCGGCCGAGCCGGGACCCCCCUUCCCGCUGCGGCCGCCCCCCAAAGCGCUGGCGUUCGGCGGUUCCCCGCUGGAGGAGCAGCCCAAGAACAUCGACCCGCUGCUCCUGGAGCUGGUCAACACCAAGGUGGUGGAGCGGGGCCCGCCGGUGCAGUGGGCGGACGUUGCCGGGCAGGUGUCGGUGAAGGCGGCCAUCGAGGAGGAGCUGCUGUGGCCCAUCCUGCGGCCCGGCUCCUACAGCGGCGCCAGCCACCCGCUGCGCACCCUGCUGCUCUUCGGGCCCCGCGGCACCGGCAAGGCGCUGCUGAGCCGCUGCAUCUCCACGCAGCUGGGCUCCACCCUGCUGCGGCUCAGCGGCACCGCGCUGCUGUCCACCUGGAAGGCCGAGGCCGAGAAGAUCCUGCAGACCGUGUUCUUCGUGGCCAGCUGCCGGCAGCCCGCCGUGGUGCUCAUCACCGAGGCCGAGUCCCUGCUGGCGGCGCGGGCGGGCGAGGACGGCGGCCAAGCGAGCAACCUCAAAUCCCAGCUGCUCUCCUACCUGGACAACGUGGCUACCUCAUCGGAGCGCGGCGUGGUGGUCAUCGGCACCACGGCGCGGCCCGGCAGCAUGGACGAGGCGUCGCACCGGCGCUUCGGCACGCGGCUCUACGUGGCGCCGCCGGACGGCGAGGCGCGGCGCCACAUCCUGCGCCAGGCCCUGGCGCGGCAGAGCUGCCGCCUGAGCGAGCGCGAGCUGGCGGCCCUGGCGCAGCGCACCGAGAGCUUCUCGGGCGCCGAGCUGCUGCGGCUGUGCCAGCACGCCGGGGCCGCCGCGCGCCGCGCCGCGCCCGGGCCCCCGGCCUCCUACCAGGAGCUGGAGAAGGCGCUGUGCAAGGUGCGGCCUGCCCUGUCCCAGAAGGAGCUGGACUUGUUCCUCGAGUGGGAUAAGAUGUACGGCACCAGGCACUGA
Molecule: messenger RNA, 2229 nt
Organism: Melozone crissalis (California towhee)
Lineage: Eukaryota; Metazoa; Chordata; Aves; Passeriformes; Passerellidae
Gene: FIGNL2
Product: fidgetin like 2
Exons: 2
Coding region: 43-2229 (728 amino acids)
Molecular function (GO): ATP hydrolysis activity; ATP binding; microtubule severing ATPase activity
Source: RefSeq, a predicted model, not a curated record